CGUAGAUCGUCCGCACGUGCCGUUUCUGUAGUUUGGUCGCGUGGCGCACGUGCCGAUUGUUAAUUGAACAAUGUUUAACAUGGAUCAUUUGGACUUGGACGCCGUUAAUCGGCAAUUUUUUUUCGACGCUCACCCCUACAUUUCCAGUAAUAAUAAUAACAGUAACAGUUCGACCGGGUCGUCGCACAGCAGUGAUUUGUUUUUGUACGACGAAAAUAGCAGUGAUUCGGCGUUGUCGAGUUUUUCGUUUAACAGUGAUCAGGAAAAUAAUGGGACAGAUUCGAAAGAACGAAUCCAUCGACACAGAAGAAAAAAUAAAUGCCCUCAACAACAAAUCCAACAGAGACAGGCCGCCAACCUGCGAGAAAGAAAACGUAUGCAAUCCAUAAACGACGCCUUCGAAGGGCUCAGAGCCCACAUACCGACGUUGCCCUACGAAAAACGAUUGUCCAAAGUGGACACUUUGAAGUUGGCCAUCGGUUAUAUUAAUUUUUUGGGCGAGCUGGUGAGAACCGACCGAAAUGCCAAUACGGAACAUUUCAAUGGACAUCGGAAGACGUCGCCGAAGGACGAGCCUAAAAAAAUUAUUGUUAGAGGUGCCGGCGGUCUUUACACUGCCCAUUCUCUAUCGUGGUCUAGAGAAAAACAACCCAACUCGAACGGUACAAUGCACGCCAAAGUUUGGGUUCCCGAAGAUCCUAGAACGAACAAAGAUGGUUCUAGUUCCUCAUUUGUGUCUGAAUGAGAUACCUAAUAUCAAUAUUUAUAUACCUACUCUUUUCUAGUCAUUUUGAGUGAUUUUUUUAUUUUAUUUUUCAAUAAGUCAUCUUACCUUCGCUAUGUUGUUUGUUCCUAUUUACUAGGUAUUAUUAUUAUUUUAACUCUGUAUUAAUUUAUUUUGUAUUUAUGAUUCAAC
Messenger RNA from Ceutorhynchus assimilis (cabbage seed weevil), 916 nucleotides. The record is from the annotation of a GenBank genome assembly. NCBI's taxonomy places the organism in Eukaryota, Metazoa, Arthropoda, Insecta, Coleoptera, Curculionidae.